AUGGGUUUUAUCCGAGACCUCGAGCACUUCUUGGAGGAAACCACCGAUUCCUUUAACACCUCAUCUCUACGUAAUCUCUUGAGACUACAUAAUUCUACAGGGGCAAACAGCACAGAGGAAUUAGUCUCUAUGCUACAUUCCGGGAAUGCUACCGGAAGAACAUUUUUGUUGCUGUUUUAUUCAGUUAUUUUUGUCGUGUCUUUAAUUGCCAACUCACUUGUCUGUUACGUCAUUAUUCGGAACAAGCGACUGCACACUGUAACAAACUUGUUCAUUGCUAAUCUUGCCAUUUCGGAUAUUAUAGUAACUGUUCUAAACAUCCCAUUUAAUGUUGCUCGGUUUCUAUUGGAAGAUUGGCCUUUCGGAACUUUUCUCUGUCAGACGAUAAAUCUGUCGCUGAUGGCGUCAGUGUAUGUGUCGACGUACAGCCUGACGGGUAUAGCCCUGGACCGCCACCAGGUGAUAAUGUACCCCCUCAGGCCGCGAAUGGGUAUCGUGGCCGCCAUCAUUCUUAUUGUCCUCAUAUGGAUCUUUGCCAUACUUUUAUCUCUACCUUAUGGGAUAUACACCCAUGUCCAAGAGGUGAAUUUCUUCAUCAAGACAGUCAAGAGGUGCCGGUCUCAGUUCCCUGAGCCUAAGAAGCUUGUGGAACAGUCGUUAACAGUAGUUACGUUCAUGGCGCAGUACGUGAUGCCGUUAGCCAUUAUAACGUUGACGUACGGCAGGAUUGUACAACGUCUGUGGUCUAGAGCCACACCUGGGGCAGUCACGCGAACGCAACAACUCUCACACAAAAAGGCUAAGCGGAAGAGCAUCAAACUGCUGAUACUUGUGGUCGCUGUUUUUGCCUUGUGUUGGAUGCCGUUGAACCUUUAUCAUAUACUAACGGACAUACACCCAAACACCACCCUCUUUCUAUACGACAGUACAGCUUUCUUCAUCUGUCACUGGAUUGCCGUCAGCUGUGCUUGCUACAACCCCUUCAUCUACUGUUGGCUAAAUGAGGUGUUUCGUAGAGAGGUAAAACGGCGAUUGAACUGGUGCUACAGGAAAUCCAGCACUGUCCACCCAGGCAUUGAGAUUGACGGGUUGUUGGUAUGUGCUGAGCAGGGGCAGAACUCUCUGAGCCGACUUUUACUGAGUACAACGAGAACAACGGUAAGUCGCCGAGAGCACAUUGUGGUGGAAGCCUGCAAACAGUCUACGUCUAACUCCGGUAUGGACUCAUCGGAAACGACUUCAAGGUGA
Liolophura sinensis is the source of this 1248-nucleotide messenger RNA. Its product is annotated as G-protein coupled receptor 83-like. Gene Ontology annotation, cellular component: neuron projection; plasma membrane. The coding region runs from base 1 to 1248 and encodes 415 amino acids. NCBI's taxonomy places the organism in Eukaryota, Metazoa, Mollusca, Polyplacophora, Chitonida, Chitonidae. The record is from RefSeq and is a predicted model, not a curated record. The transcript has a single exon. Gene Ontology annotation, biological process: G protein-coupled receptor signaling pathway. Gene Ontology annotation, molecular function: neuropeptide Y receptor activity; neuropeptide binding.